Messenger RNA from Strongylus vulgaris, 491 nucleotides. The record is from the annotation of a GenBank genome assembly. Lineage: Eukaryota; Metazoa; Nematoda; Chromadorea; Rhabditida; Strongylidae.
GAAGCGGAUCCGUUCGACAGCAUUGUCACGACAUCACCGCAUAGCCAGCCGGUUUCUAGUAAAGAACGCUAUCAAACCACUGAAGAACCGAAAGAUUGCCCUUAUGAGCAUCAACUGCGAGUGGAUGAAUGUGCCGAGCCGGUUCUUUUGUUUUUGCAUGACGUUAAUGCUAUCUACUUUGAAAAUUCUAGUCUCCUUGCGGAUAAAGAAACCCAGGUAAAAGUUGAAAAAGGAUGCGAACUAAUGCAGGAGUACACGAUUUGCACGCAAGGUACAUCAGCAGCAUGUACACCGGAUGAAGGUGUACAAGCCUGGCGCGAGGUGGAGAUGUAUGCCUGCCAGCUGCUUAUCCCAGCCGUACGAGAACAUCGUCAGUGCUUUGGUAAACCAAGGCAUAGCAGCUGUGAUGUGAGGUUCGAUCCACUUGCUUCACCAUUCUGUCGUCUAGUAACCUCUGUCACUCAAGAUGUUAACUGCCUUCAAAGGUAAGC